GGGAUUACAGGCGUGAGCCACUGCGCCCGGCCAACUUCACGUUUAUACACACCCAUGCAAAAAGCAUCCAGAUAGACACAAAGAGCCUUCCCUGUACCCUAAAAGUUUCCCAGAAAUUGUUCCCAGUUAGCAUAUUUAUUUUUAUAAAGGUAAUGCAUGCCCAUCAUAUAACAUUCAAAAAGGUAUGUAGAGAACCAAGUGUCCCCCCAGCCCUGUCCUCCAGCCACCCAGUUUCCCUCCCUAGGGGAAGCCACCAAUAUGUAUUUCUUAUGUAUCCCCUGUUGAGCUUCUUUUCCUCGUUUUGGUUUGGCAGUGUUGGUGUUUGUAUUUGGAAUUACAGGCAGGGAGCAUCAUAUACCUUAGUGUUUAGGGCCUCUAAGUUCAACCAGCCCUGAGAAAAUCAGCCAUGGCGAGGACCUUGUCCCCCAGCCCCCAGGAGAUAGGCCCCCUGGUGGGAGUCCUGGGGCAGGGCAGAGACCUAGGGACAAGAAUUAGAAAGGACCCAAGUUGACAGGGCUGCUCAGGGUCAUGUUGUCCAUCCCUCUGCCACAAUGGCAUGGACAAACUGUGUAUGUUGGUUAGAGGAGGGCACCCUUCUCUCUUGCAAGCAUUGGCAAGGUCUUAACUAUUAGGCUUCCGCUCCCUCGGCAGCCCCUUUUGUCAAGGAGCCUCUUAAUCUGUGUUCUUUGAAGCCGUGAGGGCUGGUGUAUGGGAGUUAAAAGCACUGGCUUUGGAACCGGACUGUCUGGGUUUGAAUCCUGGCACUGCAGCUGACUCACUGCUGGACUCAGGCAAUGCCUUAAACUCCCUGAGCCUCAGGUUCCUUGUCUGUAAAAUGAUAAAGAUAGCCCCUGUUUCAUAGGGCUGUGGUGGGAAACCAAUCAGACAAGGCAUGUGAACGCCAUUAUAGCACAGCGCCCAGCAUCCAGCGGGACUCACUCGGUACAGCUGUCACCGCCAUCAUUAUUAGCGUGGGCCAGGGAGGGCUGCGUAAAAGCAGCUGGUGGAGGAGGGAGAGAUGCCGUGUGACUGUCUGGGUUUGCAUGCAUGAAGUAUGAUCUGGGCCUGGAGUGUGCAAGGCACACAUGUGUCCUUACUGCAUGUGUUGUCACAUAUGUGCAAUGCCAUGCUCCUGAGCCUUUGAUUGCAGACGUGUGGGAAGUGGGCCCCGUCCCCACCCCCCAGUGCCACCCUGCUCUGCUUCUCUUCCCUUGCUCUGCUCUAAAACGAGAAGUACAAGUGAGUUCCCCCAAGGGGUCGGCCGCGCCUCUUCCUGUCCCCGCCCUGCCGGCUGCCCCAGGCCAGUGGAGUGGCAGCCCCAGAACUGGGACCACCGGGGGCGGUGAGGCGGCUUGGCACUGGGAGCUGCAUCUGAGGCUUAGUCCCUGAGUUCUCCGCCUGCCCAGACUAGCUGCACCUCCUCAUUCCCUGCGCCCCCUUCCUCUCCGGAAGCCCCCCAGGAUGGUGAGGUGGUUUCACCGAGACCUCAGUGGGCUGGAUGCAGAGACCCUGCUCAAGGGCCGAGGUGUCCAUGGUAGCUUCCUGGCUCGGCCCAGUCGCAAGAACCAGGGUGACUUCUCGCUCUCCGUCAGGGUAGGGGAUCAGGUGACCCAUAUUCGGAUCCAGAACUCAGGGGAUUUCUAUGACCUGUAUGGAGGGGAGAAGUUCGCAACACUGACAGAGCUGGUGGAGUACUACACUCAGCAGCAGGGCGUCCUGCAGGACCGCGAUGGCACCAUCAUCCACCUCAAGUACCCGCUGAACUGCUCCGAUCCCACUAGUGAGAGGUGGUACCAUGGCCACAUGUCUGGAGGGCAGGCAGAGACGCUGCUGCAGGCCAAGGGCGAGCCCUGGACGUUUCUUGUGCGCGAGAGCCUCAGCCAGCCUGGGGACUUCGUGCUGUCUGUGCUCAGUGACCAGCCCAAGGCUGGCCCAGGCUCCCCGCUCAGGGUCACCCACAUCAAGGUCAUGUGUGAGGGUGGACGCUACACAGUGGGUGGUUCGGAGACCUUCGACAGCCUCACGGACCUGGUGGAGCAUUUCAAGAAGACGGGGAUUGAGGAGGCCUCGGGCGCCUUUGUCUACCUGCGGCAGCCGUACUACGCCACGAGGGUGAAUGCGGCUGACAUUGAGAACCGAGUCUUGGAACUGAACAAGAAGCAGGAGUCCGAGGAUACAGCCAAGGCUGGCUUCUGGGAGGAGUUUGAGAGUUUGCAGAAGCAGGAGGUGAAGAACUUGCACCAGCGUCUGGAAGGGCAGCGGCCAGAGAACAAGGGCAAGAACCGCUACAAGAACAUUCUCCCCUUUGACCACAGCCGAGUGGUCCUGCAGGGACGUGACAGUAACAUCCCCGGGUCCGACUACAUCAAUGCCAACUACAUCAAGAACCAGCUGCUAGGCCCUGAUGAGAACGCUAAGACCUACAUCGCCAGCCAGGGCUGUCUGGAGGCCACGGUCAACGACUUCUGGCAGAUGGCGUGGCAGGAGAACACACGCGUCAUUGUCAUGACCACCCGAGAGGUGGAGAAAGGCCGGAACAAAUGUGUCCCAUACUGGCCCGAGGUGGGCAUGCAGCGCGUUUAUGGGCCCUACUCUGUGACCAACUGCGGGGAGCAUGACACAACUGAGUACAAACUCCGUACCUUACAGGUCUCCCCGCUGGACAAUGGAGACCUGAUUCGGGAGAUCUGGCAUUACCAGUACCUGAGCUGGCCCGACCAUGGGGUCCCCAGUGAGCCUGGGGGUGUCCUCAGCUUCCUGGACCAGAUCAACCAGCGGCAGGAAAGUCUGCCUCACGCGGGGCCCAUCAUCGUGCACUGCAGCGCCGGCAUUGGCCGCACAGGCACCAUCAUUGUCAUCGACAUGCUCAUGGAGAACAUCUCCACCAAGGGCCUGGACUGUGACAUUGACAUCCAGAAGACCAUCCAGAUGGUGCGGGCGCAGCGCUCGGGCAUGGUGCAGACGGAGGCGCAGUACAAGUUCAUCUACGUGGCCAUCGCCCAGUUCAUUGAAACCACCAAGAAGAAGCUGGAGGUCCUGCAGUCACAGAAGGGCCAGGAGUCGGAGUACGGGAACAUCACCUACCCCCCAGCCAUGAAGAAUGCCCAUGCCAAGGCCUCCCGCACCUCGUCCAAACACAAGGAGGAUGUGUAUGAGAACCUGCACACUAAGAACAAGAGGGAGGAGAAAGUGAAGAAGCAGCGGUCAGCAGACAAGGAGAAGAGCAAGGGUUCCCUCAAGAGGAAGUGAGCGGUGCUGUCCUCAGGUGGCCAUGCCUCAGCCCUGACCCUGUGGAAGCGUUCCGCGAUGGACAGACUCACAACCUGAACCUAGGAGCGCCCCAUUCUUUUGUAAUUUAAAUGGCUGCAUCCCCCCCACCUCUCCCUGACCCUGUAUAUAGCCCAGCCAGGCCCCAGGCAGGGCCAACCCUUCUCCUCUUGUAAAUAAAGCCCUGGGAUCACUGUG
This is a messenger RNA of Pongo pygmaeus (Bornean orangutan), 3465 nucleotides long. RefSeq names its product protein tyrosine phosphatase non-receptor type 6 (gene PTPN6). NCBI's taxonomy places the organism in Eukaryota, Metazoa, Chordata, Mammalia, Primates, Hominidae. The record is from RefSeq and is a predicted model, not a curated record. Gene Ontology annotation, cellular component: cytoplasm. Gene Ontology annotation, molecular function: non-membrane spanning protein tyrosine phosphatase activity; phosphotyrosine residue binding. The transcript has 16 exons. The coding region runs from base 1462 to 3249 and encodes 595 amino acids. Gene Ontology annotation, biological process: cell differentiation; mitotic cell cycle; intracellular signal transduction.